ACAGGACGCCCUCCUUGCGCGCACAGUCCCUGAAUGCGCACCCGCAGUCUUCAUGCUGCCGGCGGGGUUAGGGCUGAAGACCAGGGCUGGGGGCUCAUUUCCAAAAGGCGCCGAGAUUGUGGGAAUGACUACGGAGUCCCCAGCCCCUCCAGGCACGUCGCUAGCCUCAGGAGGACAAGGAAACUUUACCCCUACAAGGGGCUGAGAACAGUCUCCACAUACCCUCGGGGCCCGGUCCGCCCCUUCCUCCCAUCCUCUUCCUCCUCCCUUCAGUCCCUCCCCCUCCUCCCCUCUCGCCGGCGGCUGGAGGCAGCAGGUCCGGGCGGGGCCGCGCCGCGGAGCCCACAACCUCGAGCUCCCGCCCCGCCGCCGCACCCCGCGGGACGAGCUGCGGAGCCCGGCUUGGGGACCAGCAUCCGUGGCACGGGGCAUGAAGUUGGGUGCGCGCGGGUCCCCGAGCGGAGGCGCGGCACAGCUGGGAGCCGCCCUCGUCUAGAUCCCGCUCGGUGCGCCAUGGAGAUCGGGGGCCCCGGGGCGCCGCCGCUGCUGCUGCUCCUGCCGCUACUGCUGCUCUUAGGGACCGGCCUCUUGCCUGCUAGCAGCCACAUAGAGACCCGGGCCCAUGCGGAGGAGCGGCUCCUGAAGAGACUCUUCUCUGGCUACAACAAGUGGUCUCGGCCAGUAGCCAAUAUCUCAGAUGUGGUCCUUGUCCGCUUCGGCUUGUCCAUUGCUCAGCUCAUCGAUGUGCAUCAAAGGCUUCUGAAGUGUGAUGACCACAUGCAGCUGGAAUGGAAGACCCAGGAUGAGAAGAACCAGAUGAUGACGACCAACGUGUGGGUGAAGCAGGAGUGGCAUGACUACAAGCUGCGCUGGGACCCUGAUGACUACGAGAAUGUCACCUCCAUCCGCAUCCCCUCUGAACUCAUCUGGAGGCCUGACAUCGUCCUCUACAACAAUGCGGAUGGGGACUUUGCAGUCACCCACUUGACCAAAGCCCACCUGUUCUAUGAUGGGCGUGUGCAGUGGACACCCCCGGCCAUCUAUAAGAGCUCCUGCAGCAUCGAUGUCACCUUCUUCCCCUUCGACCAGCAGAACUGUACCAUGAAGUUUGGGUCCUGGACCUACGACAAGGCCAAGAUUGACUUGGUGAGCAUGCAUAGCCGUGUGGACCAACUGGACUUCUGGGAAAGUGGGGAGUGGGUCAUUGUGGAUGCUGUGGGCACCUACAACACCAGGAAGUAUGAAUGCUGUGCUGAGAUCUAUCCUGACAUCACCUACGCCUUCAUCAUCCGCCGGCUGCCGCUGUUCUACACCAUCAACCUUAUCAUCCCGUGCCUGCUCAUCUCCUGUCUCACCGUGUUGGUGUUCUAUCUGCCAUCGGAGUGCGGCGAGAAGGUCACACUGUGCAUCUCGGUGCUGCUCUCUCUCACCGUCUUUCUGCUGCUCAUCACCGAGAUCAUCCCGUCUACCUCGCUGGUCAUCCCGCUCAUUGGUGAGUACCUGCUCUUCACCAUGAUCUUCGUCACCCUCUCCAUCGUCAUCACAGUCUUCGUGCUCAAUGUCCACCACCGCUCACCACGCACACAUACCAUGCCCGCCUGGGUGCGCAGAGUCUUCCUGGACAUCGUGCCUCGCCUCCUCUUCAUGAAGCGUCCAUCUGUGGUCAAAGACAACUGCCGGAGACUUAUUGAGUCCAUGCACAAGAUGGCCAAUGCCCCUCGUUUCUGGCCAGGGCCUGAGGGCGAGCCCGGCAUCUUGAGUGACAUCUGCAACCAAAGCCUGUCACCUGCCCCAACUUUCUGCAACCCCAUGGACACAGCAGUUGAGACCCAGCCUACAUGCAGGUCGCCCUCCCACAAGGUCCCUGACUUGAAGACAUCAGAGGUUGAGAAGGCCAGUCCCUGUCCGUCACCUGGCUCCUGUCACCCACCCAACAGCAGUGGGGCCCCAGUGCUCAUCAAAGCCAGGUCCCUGAGUGUCCAGCACGUGUCCAGUUCCCAAGAAGUAGCAGAGGGUGGCAUCCGCUGCCGGUCUCGGAGCAUCCAGUACUGUGUUUCCCAAGAUGGAGCUGCCUCCCUGGCUGACAGCAAGCCCACUGGCUCCCCAGCCUCCCUGAAGGCCCGUCCAUCCCAGCUUCCAGUGUCAGACCAGGCCUCUCCAUGCAAAUGCACAUGCAAGGAACCAUCUCCUGUGUCCCCAGUCACUGUGCUCAAGGCCGGAGGCACCAAAGCACCUCCCCAGCACCUGCCCCUGUCACCAGCCCUGACACGGGCAGUAGAAGGCGUCCAGUACAUUGCAGACCACCUCAAGGCAGAAGACACAGACUUCUCGGUGAAGGAGGACUGGAAAUACGUGGCCAUGGUCAUUGACCGAAUCUUCCUCUGGAUGUUCAUCAUUGUCUGCCUUCUGGGCACUGUGGGACUCUUCCUGCCUCCCUGGCUGGCUGGUAUGAUCUAGGGACAUAGCAGCGCCCAGCUCCCAGGUCUCUGUAGGGUUAUGCGACUCGUCAGUCACCCACAUCUUCCAAACCAGCCAUGAGACACCUAGGAGAGAGAGAUGCUGCUUUUUGUGAGCUGGAAGUUGGCCCUGGUUCUAGUCAGGCCAUAGGCCUGGUUGGAGCUAGUUGAGGGCUGAUACAGUUGCAGGCUGAGUCCCCAUUAAAGUUUCUCCAGAGCAA
Messenger RNA from Mastomys coucha (southern multimammate mouse), 2677 nucleotides. RefSeq names its product cholinergic receptor nicotinic alpha 4 subunit (gene Chrna4). Gene Ontology annotation, biological process: monoatomic ion transmembrane transport; regulation of membrane potential; signal transduction. Gene Ontology annotation, molecular function: transmembrane signaling receptor activity; acetylcholine-gated monoatomic cation-selective channel activity. The transcript has 7 exons. Lineage: Eukaryota; Metazoa; Chordata; Mammalia; Rodentia; Muridae. The record is from RefSeq and is a predicted model, not a curated record. Gene Ontology annotation, cellular component: synapse; neuron projection; postsynaptic membrane. Bases 34 to 2457 code for a protein of 807 amino acids.